UCGGAACGUCCGAUCUCGAACGCUCGCGGGGACCACUUUUGGUGCUCUCGUUGAGGGCAGCCUCGAACAGCAGACAAAGUGAAGUCCAAGCGGGGAACGGGGCCGGAGGCCCAAAUAUCCAGCAUGACACUAGCACAUGAGGAAAGUCGAGCGGCUUCCAAAGAACGCCUGUUUCCGUUUGACGAUGUGCUGGACGGUCUAUCCCAGCUAACUAAUGGAGACGAUUUUUCGCUUUUCGAGCUGCCGUCAACGGUACCCACCUCAAAUUCCGCGCAGAGCACAACGGCUAACGUCAGUCUACCCUCAGCAAGCGACAUGGAUGACCUCUGGACCCCUACUCUGGCGUCAUCGUGUCCUGCAGAACUCGCGAUGGUCAAAAGUGAAUCUUCGUCAUGCGAGUUCUUCACCGAAAGUGAUCUCAAAAGCAUCGCCAAGGAACGACAGAAGAAGGAUAAUCACAACAUGAUCGAAAGACGGCGGCGUUUCAACAUCAACGACAGGAUAAAGGAAUUGGGAACGUUAUUGCCGAGGAACACAGAUCGCCACUACGAAUUGGUUCGAGAUAUUCGUCAGAAUAAGGGAACUAUUUUGAAAGCGACGGUAGACUACCUGAAGACGCUCAAGCAGGAAAACGAGCGCAUGGGCGCGAUUGAAGAGAAGCAAAAGUACCUCGAAAAUCAAAACAAGCAAUUGAUGGUCCGAAUCCACCAACUUGAAGUUCAGGUUGCAAACGCGCAAGGACCUGUCACAACAUCGACGGCCAUGGUACGUUGUUCGUCGCCAACGCCCUCCCCUUGGACGUCGGAGUUCUACGUCAAACGAGAACCAUCAGCUGAUGAUCCGAGUAGUCCUUCGUCAGGCAUGGGGAGCUCGAGUCCUGGCACAACCUGCACCCUACUCACGGGAACCUAUGAUGAAAUGAUGGUCACGGAGGAAGGAUCCGAUCCCUUGCUAUCAUCAAUAAUUAAUUAGCGAAAAGACCCCGACCAGGAACAGCGGGGUGCUGUAAAUUCAGUGGAACCUAGGUAAAGAGUCGGAGCGGUGAAAGUACUAGUCGUG
Molecule: messenger RNA, 1059 nt
Organism: Galendromus occidentalis (western predatory mite)
Lineage: Eukaryota; Metazoa; Arthropoda; Arachnida; Mesostigmata; Phytoseiidae
Gene: Mitf
Product: transcription factor Mitf
Exons: 6
Coding region: 124-972 (282 amino acids)
Biological process (GO): regulation of transcription by RNA polymerase II
Cellular component (GO): nucleus
Molecular function (GO): RNA polymerase II cis-regulatory region sequence-specific DNA binding; DNA-binding transcription factor activity, RNA polymerase II-specific; protein dimerization activity
Source: RefSeq, a predicted model, not a curated record